CAACCAAAUAUGGUACAGUCGACUCCACAUGCGCGCGAACGUUUUGUAAGAGCAAUGGCGUCUAAAGCAGGUCGUCGAGGGACGAAGCGCAAAGCAGAGGUUCAGGCUGAUGAGGAGAAAGCCUCCCAGAAGGAGAAUAAGGACAAGGGAGAGGGGGAGAAGUGCCAGCAAGGCCAAAGGGUGGUCAUUGAACACUGUAAGAGCUGACGAGUGUAUGGGCGUAAUGCUGAGGAGGUGAAAUCUGCCCUUCUGGCUGCCCACCCUGAUCUGACUGUGGUCUUCAACCCUGAGAAACCCCGCAGGAACAGCUUUGAGAUCACUCUGCUGAAUGAUGACAAAGAAACAUCUCUGUGGACUGGAAUAAAGAAGGGUCCGCCUCGUAAGCUGAAGUUUCCUCAACCCGAUGACGUGGUUGCUGCCCUACAGGAGGCUCUGAAGGCAGAGUAGACACUCAGUGAAGCCAAGAGUUCAGGAGAUGUGGUCCUCGGAAGCAGAAUGACGAGGAGUGAUCAAUGGGAUGUUCUCAGUCCCUCCUCCGAUGAGCCAAGCUCCAACAGCUCACAUCUUCUGGAUACAUGGUGACACCUAGUGGAGCGUCUCCGAACCAGUACAUUUCUCAGAUGCACAGUCCUGCUGUGUUCUCAAUGGUUUAUUGUGCUUUUAUGUCUGUUUUUGGUAAAUAAAGUGAGUCACUUAUUAUAUGAA
Messenger RNA from Micropterus salmoides (largemouth bass), 705 nucleotides. RefSeq names its product selenoprotein H (gene selenoh). The transcript is spliced from 5 exons. The record is from RefSeq and is a predicted model, not a curated record. Lineage: Eukaryota; Metazoa; Chordata; Actinopteri; Centrarchiformes; Centrarchidae. Gene Ontology annotation, cellular component: Golgi apparatus.